Molecule: messenger RNA, 2847 nt
Organism: Magnolia sinica
Lineage: Eukaryota; Viridiplantae; Streptophyta; Magnoliopsida; Magnoliales; Magnoliaceae
Product: protein STRUBBELIG-RECEPTOR FAMILY 2-like
Exons: 17
Coding region: 1-2640 (879 amino acids)
Biological process (GO): protein phosphorylation
Molecular function (GO): protein kinase activity; protein binding; ATP binding
Source: RefSeq, a predicted model, not a curated record
AUGAUUGUAGGUUCUGACCAGGCUAUGGGACGUUAUGCUCAAGGAAGUAAGAACCUGGCCACGUCUUCGUCUUGUGUUCAUAGAGAUUUGAACGAAUCAUGGACAAAACUGGAUGAUGAUGCUGACGUUACUGUGGACCUCUCCGAAGAAAAUCUCGGGGAAUCAGCUAGAAAUUAUGGUCAUUCAACUGAAAGUCAAUCAAGGAAAAAUAGACUGUUCCAAAACACUCACACCCAUGGAACUAAUUCCGAUAGUACUCAUGGUGGGAGUGCGACAACAAAACAAAUGCGACCUGCUCGUCCCUAUGACAACCUAGGCAUGUCUUUCACGACUGUAUCAGAGGCAAUUACAGAGAUCUUUUCCAAGCAUUCUGUUCCUCAGCUUUUCGCAGAAAUGGCAAAGCUGCUUCUGAUGCGAUGUCUCCUCGCAUUUCUCUAUUCUGCAUUACUGUUUUCUGCAACCUCAGCAACUACAGAUCCGCUUGAUGCUUCAUUAACCAUAUCAGAGGAGAGAAUCCCCAGACAAUCAAGAACACAUCAGCUGAUUCCCUCUCUCUCUUUUGCAGUUACAGCACUACAAGAUCUUUACAGUGCCCUGAACUUCCCACCUCAGCUAACUAGAUGGAAAUCCAUUGGUGGCGACCCCUGUGGGGAAGAUUGGAAGGGAAUAUCAUGCUCUGGAACUUCUGUUCAAUCCAUUAAGAUUGAUGGACUAGGGAUCAACGGAACAUUGGGUCUCCAGCUAUCAAGCCUCCUCUCACUGAAAUAUUUUGAUGCUGGAUUCAAUAGUAUUCACAGUGAAAUUCCUUUCAAUUUACCCCCCAAUGCCACCCACAUAAAUUUGGCAUUCAAUCAAAUCAGCCAGAACAUCCCAUCCUCCUUGGCUUCUAUGAAAUAUCUCUGCUCCCUGAAUCUUAGCCACAAUUCCCUAUCUGGGCCCAUUGGAAACAUAUUUACAGAUCUGCUAAAUCUAAAACAAUUGGAUCUAUCUUACAACAAUUUCAGUGGAGAUUUGCCAGUCUCAUUCAGUAAUUUGACCAAUCUUAACAUUCUUCACUUACAGAACAACCAAUUCACUGGAUCGGUUAUCUUCCUGGAUAAGCUCCCACUGUCUGAACUUAACAUCCAAAACAACCACUUUAGCAGUGUUAUUCCAAAGCAUUUUGAAACAAUUCCAAUUCUCAGUAUUGAGGGAAAUGUGUUUGUGACUGGGGUUGUGCAUUCUCCUUCCCCUUAUAACCCUCACCACAAUAAGUCAAUUGGUCUGAGUGAAAGUAAUGCCCCAGCAACCAAGUCAAGUGCCCUCAAGAUCUAUACCUUUCUCACAGCGGAUAUCCAUAAUCACAAGUGGCUGGGACCUGGAACAAUAACUUAUAUAGUUGGUGCAGCAGUAUUUGUAGUAAGCUGUGUUGCGGCCCUUGUUUCAAUCCACAUCCGUAUCUCACAUAAACGUAAGCUUAAGAGAUUGAAGAUUAUCCACCGCACUUCACAUCAUCUUCCGAUCAGUACACCAAUCAGAGUACCAAGAGACAGCCCGGGGCAAUGGUCCGUUUCUAUGGACAUUUUAAGGCCUAUACCUUCCGUUCGUAAUUGCAGAACGGAUGGACUCUCUAGAAUAAGAAGCCUUUCAAAGAGAAGAAGAGCACUAAUGACUGCUAAGCUUUAUACUGUUGCAGACCUGCAAGCUGCUACAAACUGCUUCGCAGAAGACAACCUUCUUGGAGAGGGCUCUCUUGGUUCCGUCUACAAAGCCACAUUCCCUGAUGGUGAGAUUUUUGCUGUGAAGAAAAUCAAUAUGAUGCCACUGUCUCUCCAUGAAGAAGUCGAAUUUCUGGAGCUAGUCAGGAACAUGUCUCUUUUGAGGCAUCCAAACAUCUCGAGCCUUUUCGGCUAUUGUAUGGAGCACCAGCAGUACUUUCUGGUGUAUGAGUUUGCUGGGAAUGUAUCACUCGAAGACAUCCUGCAUUUUGCUCGAGAUGAUGGUAGAUACCUGUCCUGGAAUGCUCGUGUCUGGAUUGCGCUUGAUGUAGCCCGGGCUUUGGAGUAUUUGCACUUAUUAUCGCCUUCUAUUGCACAUGGCAACAUAAAGGCUGCCAAUGUCUUGCUCAAUGAUGAGCUCACGCCUCGUAUCUGUGACUGUGGAUUAGCUGUUCUGAGGCCCCUCACCUACAUUAAGGUUAAGGCUUCUGAACUGCCUAGUACUGGUGGCACGGGUUACAAAGCUCCCGAAUAUGGGAUGCCUGGAAUCGAUAAUACAAAGAGUGAUGUCUAUGGGUUUGGAGUUUUGCUGCUGGAGCUCCUUACUGGGCUGAAACCGUUUGACAGUUCAAGGGCAAGAAAGAAGCAGUCUCUAAUUAAAUGGGCUUCAACACGGCUGCACAAUUUCAGUUCUUUGCAAGAGAUGGUCGAUCCGGCCAUUAGAGACAGCCACUCCGCCUUGGCACUGUCCCAGUAUGCUGAAGCCAUUACCCUGUGUACUCAGGUAGAACCAGAGCUAAGGCCCCCCAUCUCUGAGAUUGCGGAAUUGCUGGCCUCUCUGAUCCAACGGACAAUCCGCACCGGACAGAGUUGGGCAGACAUGGUCGAGGUGGACUCAACUGGCACGCCUUUCAGGACUCCAAGCAGCCAGUUCGAAUCUUGACUACCAUGACUGGCUUCCUUUGCGCAGUUCAGAUAGCCACAGCUGCAGCAGCAUCAUCUGAUCUGAGUCUGGUAGAUGUUCGUCUUUGGAGUGGGACCAAUUUGGAUUCCCGGUCGAUAUCAUUAUGUUAUUUAAUUUUAUACAUCUGUAAAGAUCGGUUGUAAUUUGAAUUUCUGGUCUGCGUUAUGCAGUUGUCGAAUUGUUGCA